UGUUGAUCAAUGAUGUUGCCAUGGUAAUGGUUCCAAGUUAAGAGUCCUGCAGUCAGCAGACUCCAGCAGAAAAACAUGUUAACAGAUACCUAAUAGUACUGCCUGACCUACAGUACUGCCUGACCUACAGUAUUGCUGCCACACCUACAGUACUGCCUGGCCUACAGUACAGCCUGACCUACAGUCCUGCUAUCCCUACAGUACUGUUGCCAGACCUCCAGUCCUCCAGCCUGACCUACAGUACUGCCAGACCCAUGCUGACCUCACAGUAAAGCCCAGAACUGAUGCCCGACAAGCAGGUCAGCUCGCCAGGAGGAGCUGCUAGCCUCCCAGCCCUGAUUGGUCCAGCCAGGCUGUGAUGUCAGCGGCAUACUAGAGAAGGACAGGAGUCAGAAUGAGCGGACGGAGAGCAAGGGUUUCUGGGAAGUCUAUUGAUGAGCGCGCAAUGGAGUGCAGGGAGAAUGGCUACCUGCUGUCGGCUAAGAGGAUUGGCUCUGGAGCCUUCUCCAAGGUCUACCUUGGAUAUGCCACUCCCAACAAGAUCUGCCAGAACUACAGGCUGGCCAACGACCUGCGCAGCAAGAACCACAACAUGGUGGCCAUCAAGAUCAUCUCCAUAAACGAUGCUCCUCCAGAAUAUUCCAAUAAGUUCCUCCAUAGAGAAAUCUACGCCCUGAAUGCCACAUACAGACACCCUGGAGUGAUCCAGCUGUAUGACGUGUUCCGCUCCCCGCUGCGGUUCUACCUGGUUCUGGAGCUGGCGCUGCGGGGAGAUCUGCUGGAACACAUCAACUCCGUGUCCCACAGCAAGGGCAGCCCGGGCCUCAGCGAGGAUGAGGCGCGCAGGGUCUUCAAACAGAUCGUCAACGCUGUCAUGCACUGCCACAACAGCCACAUAGUACACAGAGACUUGAAGUGUGAGAACAUUCUAUUGGAUGAGCAGGGCUUCGUCAAACUGACAGACUUUGGCUUUGCCAACCACUCUAGUGACAGGAGAGCCCUGAUGAACACGUUCUGUGGCUCUGUGGCCUAUACCGCUCCAGAGAUCCUGCUCUCACGCAAGUACAACGGAGAACAGGCUGACCUCUGGAGUCUGGGGGUGAUCCUGUUCGCCAUGGUAACUGGGAAGCUUCCGUACCAGGAGAAACACCCCAAGAAACUACAGCAGCAGGACCUCACCUUCCAGACCGCUGUCUCCUCAGGUGUACAGGACCUGAUCCGGAAGCUGCUGCAGUGGCAGCCCUCCUGCCGCCUGCCUCUCAGCCAGGUGAACACACACCACUGGCUCCUCCCCCCCACCAACCUGCUGCACAAGCUCCGCCCCACCAAGAGUGACAUCACCAGCCGGAGCCACGAGUGCCCCAUUAGGUCCGGUGCCUCGGCCAGGCAGCACAAAGAUGACGAGGAGCUCCCAGGUAUGGCGCUGUCGCGCGGGGGGGUGAAAGGUCAUUCAUGCCACUCAGGACACGUUCCCCCGCCGUCACCCACCCGCCGCCACCCCAGCCUACGAAACGGCCCGCUCCGAGCCCCCCCGCCCCCCAGCAGCCCUGACGGUGGGCGGGUGGAGCCCUCCCACCCCAAGCCCCCCCACGUGACCACCUGUCGUCUGUUGCUGCGCCCCACUCAGCCCCCCUCCGUGUCCCCCACGCGCCUGUUCGUGUCCCGCUACCCUCGCCCCCCCUCCCAGCCCCGCCCCUUCCACAACCUGCCCAACUUCCGGAAGCCGGGCUCCGCCAAGGAGGCGAGGUCUAGAGGCCUGGCCGGCAAGAUGGAUGAUGGCUAUGCCAAGAACUGUCUCAGGACGCCAUCCACUGGCUGAACACACACACCUGCCUGGGCAGGGAUCUAAAGAGCCAGCUAUGGACACACUAACACACUGUGAAAACUAAAUGAAAC
Osmerus eperlanus (European smelt) is the source of this 1896-nucleotide messenger RNA. Its product is annotated as testis-specific serine/threonine-protein kinase 5-like. Gene Ontology annotation, molecular function: ATP binding; protein serine/threonine kinase activity. Gene Ontology annotation, cellular component: cytoplasm. NCBI's taxonomy places the organism in Eukaryota, Metazoa, Chordata, Actinopteri, Osmeriformes, Osmeridae. The coding region runs from base 395 to 1819 and encodes 474 amino acids. Gene Ontology annotation, biological process: protein phosphorylation; intracellular signal transduction. The transcript has 8 exons. The record is from RefSeq and is a predicted model, not a curated record.